GGCGCCGCAUAGCUUGGCUUUGCACAGCUAGCAUCAUCCUGCGAGAGAGCUGCCUCCGGACAUGGGCGAUGUGGUUGUUGCAAUCGCUCUGCCGCCCGCCCCUUCUGGGUUCCCGGUGCGCGCGAGGGAUUCGGCCCGCCUGCGGCUUUUGCAGCUGGAAGGGCAGGCCCGCAAAGCCUGAGCCGCUUCUGCAAAGAGAUCGCCGCUCCCGGUGCAUGACUGGAUCUUCUCGAGACGCUUCCUAUAAACACAUGGAAAAUGGAGGACGGAAGAAGACAGUUAUCUGCAUCGAGGGGAAUAUUGCAAGCGGGAAGACAACAUGCCUGGAUUAUUUUGCCAAAAAUACCAGCAUUGAGGUGUUGACUGAACCAGUAUCUAAAUGGAGGGACGUUCGUGGUCAUAACCCUCUGGGCUUAAUGUACCAAGACGCAUCCCGCUGGGGGAUAACGUUACAGACUUACGUGCAGCUGACUAUGUUGGACCAGCAUAUAAAGCCAAUGAUUUCACCCAUUAGAAUGAUGGAGAGGUCAAUCCACAGCGCCAAAUACAUUUUUGUAGAAAACCUUUACCGAAGUGGGAGAAUGCCGGAGGUGGAUUAUGCGGUAUUGACAGAAUGGUUUGAGUGGAUCAUAAAGAACAUGGAUGUUUCAGUUGAUCUGAUAGUUUAUCUACAGACCUCUCCUGAGACAUGUUAUGAGAGACUGAAGAGAAGGUGCAGGGAAGAGGAAAAGGUUAUUCCUAUGGAAUAUUUAGCAGCUAUUCACCAGCUCUAUGAAGAGUGGCUCAUUAAACAAACAAUCUUCAAAGUUCCUUCCCCGGUUCUUGUGCUUCAGGCUGACCACGACCUACGGGAUAUGAUGGAAAAAUACGAAGAGAAUCAGGACCGAAUAUUAACCCUUUGCACCAGGCAGCAUUGUGUAUAGAAACAGAUUUCCCUUAAUGUACAGUGCUUGCUUGUAGAAACUAGUUCUAAGGAGGAGACCUGGGG
Messenger RNA from Lacerta agilis (Sand lizard), 988 nucleotides. It is a transcript of the gene TK2, whose product is annotated as thymidine kinase 2. Bases 69 to 923 code for a protein of 284 amino acids. Gene Ontology annotation, cellular component: cytoplasm; mitochondrion. Gene Ontology annotation, molecular function: deoxynucleoside kinase activity. NCBI's taxonomy places the organism in Eukaryota, Metazoa, Chordata, Lepidosauria, Squamata, Lacertidae. The record is from RefSeq and is a predicted model, not a curated record. The transcript is spliced from 10 exons.